AUGAUCCGCGAGGUGUGGCGCAUCGAACUGGGCGUGGGUGUGGGGCCCUUCCGUCUCGGCGCAAGCAUCGCCGAGGUACUGCAUGCUCUCAAGAGCCGCCUGCCUGUUCGCCCCUUUGAGGUCGCAUAUGACGCCACCGAGCCCUACAAGCGCGACGUGGUCGUAGAUUCAGCUGAGGACGGACUCAAGUUGCACUUCGAUCCGGUGCGGCAGAUACUUAAGGUCAUCGAAUUCUACGACGUGAACCGCGUAGCUCUGAAAUUUGGACGCGUUGUGAUCUUCGGCGGAGACAUCUCCGCCACCUUCAUGUCCGUCUAUAACCUAUUCGGUCCUACAUUCCCUGGUCACUACGACGCUUCUGAACAGACCUACGUGUUAGGCUACGAAGGCGGAUGUGUCAAAUUCCCGAUUCCUGCUGAGUACCGCAAUUUGUACCAAAACGGCACAGACUUACCGAUGGAGUUUCCGAACGGCGCCACUCCAGCAGCUACGGGGUUCACCGUUUUUGUGGGUGGAGACUACCGAUCUCUUGGUCUUCCUACGCCUACCAAAAAGCACUAUUUUGAAGAAGUUGAAGUUAAUAUUGGUGAAGAGCAAACAUCGCUGGUUUUUACUGGCAGAAAGCAAUGCAUCCAGCUUGGGUGGUCGCCUCAGGAAGUGAUUAGCGAGCUGGGUGCCCCAGUGUCUGUCUUUCGUAAAUCCGAAGAUCCUAAUGACGGUGCUACAGUUGCUGGUGGACUUGUCGGUGACUAUUUCCACAACUACCCGCACCUGGGACUUGACAUCUUGUAUGAUUCGAUGCAUCGCGCGUCAAAAGUGAUUCUAAAGACCAAUGCGCUUGGUCAUCCGGACUUCGGCGCCUACAACAAAUGCAACUUCCGCCUCAGUUUCCAAUCCUCAAGUGCACUGCAGAAGUCGGGGAUUUCAAAGAGAACCAGCCAGGAAAUCACUCCUCAAACACCGGUACAUUCACUUGCUAUGUAA
Messenger RNA from Phytophthora nicotianae INRA-310, 984 nucleotides. RefSeq lists its product as hypothetical. Lineage: Eukaryota; Oomycota; Peronosporomycetes; Peronosporales; Peronosporaceae. The record is from RefSeq and is a predicted model, not a curated record. Bases 1 to 984 code for a protein of 327 amino acids. The transcript has 9 exons.